AAGGGAAACAUUCCAAAUCCAGAAAGCAAGUUAGUUCAUCCCCUUUGACUUGUACCAAAGAAAACGUCGUCCAUAUCAAACAAACCCUAAGAACUACUCCGCUUAAGAUUCCUUCUUCUUCUUCUAUUCUAUUGUAUGUUUUCUUCUGUAAUCACAGGUACGAUCUGUUGUUGAUUAGCACAGAUUGACUUGCCUAUUACGAAAUGGAGGAGUUUGGGAGGAGACAAUUGAUCAGCAUGGAUGUGGAUGGAGCAGCCAUUUCAGCUCCGGUUCUUCUUCGCGGCCGCUCCAAAGCAGCUAUACACCAGUUCACCCAACAAACUCUUCCUGCAUGUAAACCUGUUCUAACACCAGCAUGGGUCAUUGGGACAUUCUUUCUCAUGGGUGUCAUUUUCAUCCCGGUUGGCUUAAUUUCUCUUCAUGCUUCACAGAGUGUUACUGAAAUUGUGGAUAGAUACGAUAUCGAUUGUGUACCAGACACGUUUAAGAACAACAAGGUAGCUUAUAUCAAGAAUGCAUCAACUCCAAAGAGUUGCCACCGCUAUUUGAAGGUGGACAAGCCUAUGAAAGCGCCAAUUUACAUCUAUUAUCAGCUCGACAACUUUUACCAAAACCACCGGCGGUAUGUGAAAAGUAGAAGUGAUGAUCAACUCCUACAUGGACUAGGAUACAACAAAACGAGUUCAUGCGAACCGCAGGCAUUUGAAAAUGGUCUCCCGAUAGUCCCUUGUGGGUUAGUUGCAUGGAGUUUAUUUAACGACACAUAUUCCUUUUCACGUGGAACAAAAAAAUUGAAAAUUGAACGAAAAAAUAUUGCAUGGAAGAGUGACCGUGAUCACAAAUUUGGCAAGCAAGUUUAUCCUUUCAAUUUUCAAAAUGGCUCUUUCAUUGGUGGUGGAAAGCUAGAUACAUCUCUCCCGCUAAGUGAUCAAGAGGAUCUUAUUGUGUGGAUGCGGACGGCUGCUUUUCCAAGCUUUCGCAAAUUGUACGGGAGAAUUGAAGAGGAUUUAGAAGAAGACGACAUUAUUGUAGUACACCUGAUGAACAAUUAUAACACUUACAGUUUUGGUGGAACAAAAUUGCUUGUACUUUCAACAUCAAGUUGGUUGGGAGGAAAAAACAGUUUCCUUGGGGUGGCCUACAUUUUUGUCGGCUCUUCGUCUAUUCUCAUCACCCUCAUUUUCUUACUGCUUCAUGUAAAAAAUCCACGACCGUAUGGGGACACAACGUAUCUAUCAGGAGGCAACAGGAAGGACAUUUCUAGUUAAGGGUUACCUGCAUAUUUAAAAGGUAUUAGAUCAUGAAAAAAACGCACAAUUCUGUUUUUCAGUGAUUCGUUCUCUACAAAAAAAUACUGGAGACAGUAAAUCUUGGAAGUUAUCUGGGAUUAAAUUUAUUUAUCAAUUAUUAUUUAUGAUGUCUGUUUGCUCAUAUAUGGGUUGGUGAUAAUGUGACAUCAUAUUCCACAGAUGACGCCAAUGUUUAGAUUGCUGAUAUCUCCACCUUGCUGUAUGUAAUUAAUUACACAAAGUUGUUUCUGAUAGGACUUUCUUUGUUUCUAGUGUAAAGAGAUUUGCAGUGGUCAUAGUUCUAUUUUCUUUGAAGCUGAUUUUGUUAUUGGAUGCGUUUUUAAGGACUCAAGGACGUUCUACGAGUUUUAACCGUUCAUGUUGUA
Molecule: messenger RNA, 1675 nt
Organism: Helianthus annuus (common sunflower)
Lineage: Eukaryota; Viridiplantae; Streptophyta; Magnoliopsida; Asterales; Asteraceae
Product: putative ALA-interacting subunit 2
Exons: 9
Coding region: 204-1268 (354 amino acids)
Cellular component (GO): Golgi apparatus; plasma membrane; endoplasmic reticulum
Source: RefSeq, a predicted model, not a curated record